Dufourea novaeangliae is the source of this 1699-nucleotide messenger RNA. It is a transcript of the gene Dus1, whose product is annotated as tRNA-dihydrouridine(16/17) synthase [NAD(P)(+)]-like. Gene Ontology annotation, molecular function: tRNA dihydrouridine synthase activity; flavin adenine dinucleotide binding. The record is from RefSeq and is a predicted model, not a curated record. The transcript is spliced from 9 exons. NCBI's taxonomy places the organism in Eukaryota, Metazoa, Arthropoda, Insecta, Hymenoptera, Halictidae. Gene Ontology annotation, biological process: tRNA processing. Bases 183 to 1634 code for a protein of 483 amino acids.
CUGACGUGAAUUGGUGCAGGUUACAUGAAGAAAAACACGGUUAUUCUUGUAUAUCUCAUAUAAAACACAAACGCUUCUAAAUCAACGCAUGAAACCAAGUAUAUUUCGUGGUGGUUUCGCCGAUAGCAGAACAGCAUCACGUAAAAACGCAGAUAACCUAUACGUUGGAUCACGGAAGUAAGAUGACGUCGUCGUCAGUUACAGCGGAAUCGAUCUUAACCGAUCGAGUCGGCGGUUCUACGUUGCGAGCCGAGAACGUAUGGGAAACCGUGCUGGGCUCACCGCGAUACGUGGUCGCGCCUAUGGUCGACGCUAGCGAAUUGGCCUGGCGAUUACUCAGCCGACGGCACGGUGCUCAUCUUUGUUACACGCCGAUGCUUCACUCUUCGGUAUUCUGUAGAAACCCGAAAUAUCGGCAAGAAGCACUCGCCAGUACCGCUGAGGAUCGACCAUUGAUAGUUCAGUUUUGCGGCAACGACCCGAACACGUUACUAGAGGCGGCGCUUCUAGCCGAGCCGUACUGCGACGCUGUAGAUAUAAAUAUAGGUUGUCCACAAGCUAUCGCGAAACGCGGUCGCUACGGUGCCUUUCUGCAAGACGACUGGGAUUUGCUUCGACGAAUCGUGAGCACUCUGAGCAAGGGACUCCGGGUACCUGUGACUUGCAAGUUGCGCGUAUUCCCGGAGAUCGAGAAAACCGUGGAAUACGCUCGCAUGCUCGAGAAUGCAGGGGCACGAUUGCUUACCGUGCACGGACGUACUCGAGAGCAGAAAGGCCCAUUGACCGGUCUAGCGUCUUGGGAUCAUAUCAAAGCAGUCAGGGAAGCCGUCGCGAUUCCCGUAUUCGCAAAUGGUAAUAUACAAUGCCUACAAGACAUCGAAAGAUGCAUAGAAGAAACUGGGGUUCGAGGUGUGAUGUUGGCCGAGGGCAAUCUUUACAACCCAUACAUAUUCGAGGCGUGUUAUCCGGCCAGCUGGGAGCCGGCACUCGAAUAUUUGGAUCUUGUGGAACGGUAUCCAGCUCCGUCCUCUUACAUUCGUGGUCAUCUCUUCAAAUUGUUUCAUCAUACACUUUCUUUACCAGAGAAUAAAGAAGAAAGGGAAAAUCUGGCCCGAAAUUCUACCAUGGAAUCGUUUAGAAGCGUUGUCUACGCUCUAAGAGAUCGGUAUCUACCAUACCAUGAAGGACGUCUGGUAUGGCGGGACGAAACGAAUGACUGUAACUUGCAAUUGCCGCCGUGGCUGUGUCGACCGUACGUGCGCAAUUCACCGGAAGGAAAAGAGACGUCUACGCUUGAAACGGAGAGGAUUGAAACGAAGGACGAUACCGCGAAGAGAAAAUUUAAAGACGAGGAUGGAAAUGAAAUAUCGCGAAAACGUUUGAAGAAGCUCAGACGAAUAGCGCGUCGACCCAACAGGCCACCUGUUGUCGUAAAGAGAGGAUCCGACUUGUGUCGCGAUUGUCCGAAUCCAGUGGGCCUCAAAUGCGUUCAUAAAUCAUGUAGACAGUGCUGUCGAAACAAGUGUUUCACGGAAAAUCUAGAUUGCGUUGGACAUAGAAAUUUAACCAAAACUAGACGACAGAUGGCAAUAGAAUUCGCCGCAAAACGAAAAACUAUCGAUGGUAUGUUGUGACUUUACGUAUAAUAAAGAAACCUCGAACAAAUACGCACAUACGUUUGUGCUCGUGUACAGUGAAU